Messenger RNA from Aspergillus vadensis CBS 113365, 2496 nucleotides. RefSeq lists its product as uncharacterized. The transcript is spliced from 3 exons. NCBI's taxonomy places the organism in Eukaryota, Fungi, Ascomycota, Eurotiomycetes, Eurotiales, Aspergillaceae. The record is from RefSeq and is a predicted model, not a curated record. Bases 285 to 2057 code for a protein of 590 amino acids.
CAUCAAUCAUCCUCCCAAUUUCAAUCAUCUCGCCUCCUUCUUACCACCCAUUCAUCGGCCUUCAUUUUUUUGUUCGAAGGGCCUUUCUCAUGUCACCGCUGUGGCAGUUUAGUGCCUCCCUCUCGUCUGCUUAGCUGCUUUUCUCAUUCGUGUCCCUCGUCAUUGCCUCCUCAUAAUCGCGGUAUAGUUACUCGGCCUCCGCUCCCGCUUCCGCUCGCUCACUGCCUCCCUCCCGGUGCUCCGAGCCAACUCCCACUGACCACGAAACAACUCACUCUCACAGAAUGUCGGGAAAUUACGACUAUCCUCCUGCCUCUCGCCGUCCUUCUCGUGGAGCUCGAACCAAUGAGCGACAACAGCAGCAGCAACAGCAGCAGCCUCCGCUGAAUCGUUUGCAGCAUCUCCGGGAGCUAUUAACCUCGGAGCGUAACCGCGGUGACCUCGCCUUCGCCCGUGCUGUGGAGACCUUGAAUCAAGAGAUAAUCGAUUACCGCUCUUCUCGCUUCUGGGACCGUUCUAGCUUUGAGCAAGCCAGAGCAACCCUCGACCAACACAUGCAACAGCUCCAGGAACGAACGAGACAAAGCCGCGCCAAUACGGACAGCUCAGGGCCACCGAUGGGUCCGCGUCCAGGAGUACCAAGACUGCAGCCUUUGGGUGUUCCAGCGGCGAACCCAGACGAGAGCGCCUCCGAUCCCUCACGUUCCGAUAGCAGAACUCCAAGGCCCCGGGCUGGGAGGGGUAGCGACCGACCUAAUCGUCUGAGGCGGCCCAGAGAUUCCAAUACUUCCUCUCUCCUAGAUACACCGGUCCCUCAUUUAGACUCUCCCACCGCCAUGCCUCAGCAGGUAGAAGAUGAACACCAGUUGGACCGUGCAAGGACCAAACGUCGAAAGCUGGAGACAGAUGAUAAUAGAGAAGGACUACAGGGCUUCCGCUAUGGUCAAUAUGGCCAGGUGGUGCCUGGGGCACUCAGGAUGGAGUUAACUAGCUGCGAUGGGGGAAGAUAUGAGCCGCAUGGCGAGAGCUCAUGGCCAGAGAACAUUCUUCGCAAUGACGCUUCCGUAUACUGUACGAAAUCUGAUCGCUGCAAUCUUGUUCUGAAGCACCAGGGGGAGUCCCCGUUCUGCCUGAAGAAGAUUGUAAUCAAAGCGCCCAAAUCAGGCUACAACUCCCCGUACGUUUCAGCUGGGCUAGAUACUCUAUCUCAGACUAUCACUGACAAUGUCAAAAGGAUCCGGGAAGGCAUGGUUUUCGUAUCAAUGUCAUGUGAUGAAGUCCUAGCCCGUACAGCUGCUUUCGAAGUGCAAUGGGAAUCAACUCGGCCCUUCGCGCGGCAUUUACCCGGCGGAAUGCAACCAUCCCAGGAGUAUCUAAAUGCAUAUCGACCUCCGCUGCAAAGUUUAGGUCGGGGCCCAGUUGUUGACCCCUCCUCGGAUUCAGAAUCAGAUAGUACUGAUGACCCCGGCGCUGUAGAACCUAGUGCUAGCAAUGUGCCAGACCCCACGUCUGAAUUUCGAGUCACAACUGAGUACAGUGCGCAGUCCGACGUACGUCAUGAUCGACUUGACUACAUGGACGAUGACGACCUGCUUUCCCUUACGGAUACCGAUAGUAUGCCUAUAGGACGGAUGGACGAGGACAACACAAUAUGCUCGGACAGUGAGAUGAGCCUAAGCGACGAUGAUUCAAAUGUCAGCACAUUCACACGACGUCAGCGAGAGCUAUCACGUCGAAUUCGAGCUAUGCGUCGCCGCUAUGUCGCAGAGCGAGAGGGCCAACCAAGGCGACGACCAUACCUAACCCUGCCAACACCAGGUCUGCGCCCUGAAGGCACACUAGGCUCAGAGUCUCCUCAACUAAUGAAACCACAUGCUCGCUUUUCCAUUGAGCGCAAUAAAAGCAUGGUCAGCAUCAAAUUCGAUCCACCUCCCUCAGGACGAUAUAUCCUCGUCAAGCUAUGGAGUCCUCACAGCGGCAAAAAUAUAGACAUCCAAAGCAUCAUCGCCUACGGCUACGCCGGGACCAGAUUCUUCCCUGCUUUGAGUUUCAGGUAAACCAAACCAGUGGGAUUUCUCCUUUUUCUCUUCCCCCUCUUCCUCCCUUCUUCUGAAUCAAUCAUACCAGAAUUUUAUCUGGGUCUGCUACUGUAGAUUUCACUUGCAUACAAUAAUACAGCCAACCAGCACAACUAGACGAAUGCACUUUGCGAAAGCUCGGAACGGAACUGCACGGAAUGGAACAUAAUGCUUGGUGUUUAUGGAGUAUGGCGUCGAUUGACUAUCAUCGCAUGGUGUCUUUCUUACCUUUCUCUUUUUCUCCUUUCGAGUGCUCAAACCGACUGCUAACACGAACUUACCAUCCCUGAAAUCAAUGGUCAUUGUUGAUGCCUCCUCUCAUCACACAUUACAUGCUGAAUCACUUCAUAACCCAUGGACCCAUUGCAUGUCCUCAUCUGACAAUUCUCGAAUGACAAAUGGACAUCAUAUUAUUUAC